Messenger RNA from Pseudovirgaria hyperparasitica, 3087 nucleotides. RefSeq lists its product as uncharacterized. Lineage: Eukaryota; Fungi; Ascomycota; Dothideomycetes; Acrospermales; Acrospermaceae. The coding region runs from base 1 to 3087 and encodes 1028 amino acids. The record is from RefSeq and is a predicted model, not a curated record. The transcript is spliced from 3 exons.
AUGGCAGGAGAGCAAACUCAACUCCAUUUGCCGUCACAGGAAGGCGAAAGUGACCUUUCGUUGCGUGGUAGGGAAGCAAAUCUCAUCCUCACGGGAGAGCUUCACGAUCUGCAUUCGACUUCGACUCUGAGCCAUGGCACACUCGCUACAGUAGCUCCGUUUCCCCUGAGCGAGCAUACCAGGACUGCAGAGAAUACAUAUAAUCCACGCGAACUCAACGUUUUCGACCCCUCGAAUCAUGACAUCAGGGUUCAGAAGGACCAGGAUACUAUCCCCCAUAGCACUAAUGCCACUGCCGGGUAUGGCAAUACUCGUUACACCGACUACAGGACGACCGUCGAUCUAAACGAUCAGGGCCACAUUCCUCAUAAUCACACGACCGUGACGACAGACUCCCCAAAGACCAGUCACCGUAACAAUGGUCCCAAACAGUAUAGCUCCCCGUAUCCAACUGUGGUCCAGCCAUUGGAUGCUAAGCCCUCGACUGAACAACAUACACUACCACAGAGUCAUGCCUCCGCCCGAAACAGUGGAAACCCUUCUCCGAUCAAAGCAUUGAUCGGCCACAGUGCACACACUCUUCUUAGCAAUGCGAGACCCCUUUCCAGCAACAUCUAUGGUGGACAGGGUGUGCAUCAUCGAUACAACAAUUCCUCUGCUGCUCGCAAUGCAUAUCCUACUUCCAAUAUCGCUUAUGGUGGCCACGGUGGCUAUCUUGUUCCUACUCCGUACACUCAUGCCAACAACACAUAUCCUGCACCUCUUGGUCGACCCCUUGACAGUAAUGCUGGGUACAUUGCUUCAUCUACCACCACUUAUGGUAAUGGUGCUGACUACCCUUCUUCAUUUAAUCAGCCGUAUGGUACUUUCGGUGGAUAUCCAUCUUCGUCCAAUCAUGCUCAUGGUAGCGGCAAUGGAUAUCCUUCUUCAUCCAACUACGGCUAUGGCGGCGAUAUUUCAUACCCUUCUUUUUCCAAUGAUGCCUACGGUAUUUAUACUGAAUACCCUUCUUCGCUGAACCACGCUUAUGGUAACAACAACGGAUUCCAUGCUUCUACUAGCUAUGCCUUUGGUGGUAACGGCGGGUACCCUCCUUCAACAAGCUACACAUAUGGUGACGAUCGACAUAAUGCAAUGGCUAGCCACGUCUAUGGUGACAGCAGUGGACAACAUGUUCCGUCACAGAGCGUCUACGGCCACAAUCAGACUCCAAUCAAUGCAUCGCACAGCACAGUCGCACAGCGUCACGCGGAUCCGCCCUCAUUAUCCAACCCAUAUACGACAUUUCCACCGCCAUCCAAAAGGCCACAUGAAACUGCGUUUGGACAUGAGAAUACUUUUAACCUUGGAAAUUUCAGAUCUCAAUCACAUAUCUCACCUCAAACGUCGGGACCAGUACAUUCGUCCCAGGAUUGUAAGGCAGACGCGAGGGCUCACCGAUUGCACAAAGAGAUCCUUAACAGUAGCACAUCAGCGGCCGAUUAUCACACACGGUUGGAAAAGAAAUAUUCGGUCGAUGAAGAUGCGAAAACUCCACGCCGUCCGCCCAAGCCAAGCUCCCCAGCCACUCCAGCCGAGGACCUCGAUAUUGCUGGAAGUUCUGUAGACGGUGAACACGACGACGAAGCUGUCCGAGACUCGGACUAUACUCUGGAUACCGCCGAACCUCUCAUUCUUGAUGAAUCUGGCCGCCCAUCAGCCAUUGGUAAAGUGGUGUCUAUUCCAUCAUAUCCCGGAGCACAGUAUUUUCCGUAUGCCUCUGGCAGAGGCCUUAUUGUUGCGCCUAAUGAUACAAAUCUUUAUGUUCAUCCGCGCAGAAGAGUCGACCAUGAUGACACCGACUUCACGUCUUACAUUGCAGAGCAAAGGACCUAUACAGAAGACAUGCUGCCCAGAUUCAUGGGUCUGAUCCAUGUCCGCCCAGAUGAGAAAGAGAGAGAACCGACAUUCUUGCGUGACGAGAAGGGCCGCAUAGUUCGUAAUCAAUGGGGCCAGAUGGUGAAAGAGUUUCCUUUCCUGCCAUUGAGGAUCUCACGUGAACUCGAAGAGUGGGCUCUGUGCUACUAUAUCGCGCUGGGAGCCAGCCCCGGCGAUGUCUUGGAUCGCAUGUCGCCUCCCCCGAGAAACAUUGUCGGCGACCAAGACGUCGAUUGGAACAACAUCAAGAGUAUCAAGUACAACUAUAGCCGCCUGAGGAGCAAGCUCGCAAUGAGGGCAAAACGAUGGUACCGGCGCUACAAGCUCCAGUUCUGCUCUAAGAACGAGCAGACCGGUCUCGACGCUGUGUACAUUCGCGACAUCCACAAAGAUCUUUUCAAGUCCGGAGUGAUCCAUCCGCUUCAGCUGCUAUGCCGUACAUCGUGGGACUUGCGUUUCGACGAGGCGUCGAACAGUUGGAUUAUGUUCCGGGACAAUGCCGAAUACAACGCACCGAAGCCGAUGGAGUGCGGCGAUACUCUCAAAAGGAUUCUGCAUAUGCUCCAGUGGCGUGUGCCGACCAUUAACGACCUGCGCGUGUUGUCCGCCUGGUACCGCCAGGAUCCACAACACAACCCGUGGAUGACGAACCCAGACUGGGUCAACAUCACACCGCCACCAAAUGCUUUCAAGCAGAAACUCAUCAAUGAGGAAUUCCUGGAGAAGAAGAGGUCGCGUGAUGCCCAGAAGAAAGCAAGCCGGCGCGCGGGACGCGUGCGUAAGGACAGGAAGAAGGCGGACCCUAAGGUCAAGACGUCUGCGCCGGCAGAAUCGCGGCCCGCUCAGACUGGCGCCGCAGACUCGGGUGCUUCGGAUGAGGUCGGAGCGCGCGUCUACGACCCGGCAGCGGUGUGUCUGGAAGGUCCGUUGUGGCUUUCUUUUCCGUUCUUGAGAACCCAUCACCAAGACUCUCCUCGUGAGGCGCGCGUUCAGGCGCCGAACGUCAAUCUAGAUGCCACGGUCGGGCAUCAGUCCUGGGUGGAUCAGCCGCCAUAUGGCGGAGCGAUCUGGCGGUGGGAAGGCAGCGGCACGCAGCUGAUGACCGGGGAGCCCGCAGCCAACCGUGCUCGUCAGGGUACCAGCCCGGACCAUCAACUGGUCCUCCAGUAG